Messenger RNA from Nymphaea colorata (pocket water lily), 826 nucleotides. Its product is annotated as zinc-finger homeodomain protein 9-like. The record is from RefSeq and is a predicted model, not a curated record. The transcript has a single exon. Gene Ontology annotation, biological process: regulation of DNA-templated transcription; regulation of developmental process. Gene Ontology annotation, cellular component: nucleus. Gene Ontology annotation, molecular function: DNA-binding transcription factor activity; transcription cis-regulatory region binding. NCBI's taxonomy places the organism in Eukaryota, Viridiplantae, Streptophyta, Magnoliopsida, Nymphaeales, Nymphaeaceae. Bases 150 to 626 code for a protein of 158 amino acids.
UUCUCUCGUCUAGAGAAGAACUAGAGAAGAACAGAAGGAGAGAGAGAGAGAGAGAGAGGCGCUUAGUGGUUGUUGAGAGAGUUUUGGCAGCUGAUAUAGGGACCCAACAAGGAGUUUCUUCCUUUGGUGGCGGAGUUCUCUUGGUUGACAUGGAAGUGAUGGAGAUGGUGGGAGCAGGAGGAGUGUACAGGGAGUGCCUGAAGAACCACGCGGCGAACCUCGGCAGCUACGCGACGGACGGAUGCGGCGAGUUCAUGGAGGCAGCAGCGGACUCGCCGGACUACGGCAACCUCCGGUGUGCGGCCUGCGGCUGUCACCGCAACUUCCACCGAAAGGUGGUGGCGGCGAGCCGCGACGAGGAUCUGGACUACCGGCGGUAUUGCUCCCCGGGAGGGGAGGCGGCGCAGGAUGGGGGAGGGCGGAAGCGGUUCAGGACCAAGUUCUCGGCGGAGCAGAAGGAGAGGAUGACGGAGUUCGCGGAGAGGAUGGGGUGGCGGAUGCAGAAGGGAGAGGAGGCGGCCAUUCAGGCGUUCUGCAAGGAGACGGGCAUCCCCAGAAGGGUGUUCAAGGUGUGGAUGCACAACCACAAGUCCUCCUCCGCCAAUGCCUCCUCCCUCACCCAGUAGAAACAAUUUCCUAGCUACCCUUUCCUCGCUCUCUCUCCAAGCGUUCAAUUUUCUUCCUUCUUCUUUCUCCAUUUGCUAUACUCAGUUGCAAACUAAUCUUGAUUUUUGGGUGUUGACCUGUAACAACUAUCGAGAAAGAGAUGUUCUACAUGCUUCAAAUUAAGAAUUAUCUGACAGUCUUGUCCGCGACCCUUUUUCUC